AUGUCUCCUAAAAGCCCCUUUGCUUUAUAUUCAGAUUCCUCUGAUUGUUUCCCAUGCCUCAAGGAGUUCUGGCCUAAUGCAGAGAGGGACACGUGUCUCCCCAAGCCUGUAGAGUUUCUUUCCUUCAACGAGGUCCUAGGAAUCAUCCUGGCUGCAUUCUCAGUUGGUGGUGCCUGUCUUGCCAUGAUAACAGCGGCUGUGUUCUAUUGUCACAGGACAUCCCCGAUUGUCAGGGCCAACAAUUCUGAGCUGAGCUUCCUGCUGCUCUUCUCUCUGACUCUGUGUUUCUUAUGUUCAUUAACUUUCAUUGGAGCGCCCUCUGAGUGGUCCUGCAUGCUGCGCCACACAGCAUUUGGGAUCACCUUUGUCCUCUGUAUGUCUUGUGUUCUUGGAAAAACAAUAGUAGUGUUAAUGGCCUUCAGAGCUACACUCCCAGGAAGCAAUGUGAUGAAAUGGUUUGGGCCUACACAGCAAAGAAUGACUGUAGUGUCUUUCACGUUCAUUCAAGUUAUAAUAUGUACUAUUUGGUUGGUUCUUAAUCCUCCGUUCCCAAUGAAAAACCUCACAACAUACAAGGAGAGAAUCAUCCUGGAGUGUGCAUUAGGCUCAGCUGUUGGGUUCUGGGCUGUGCUCGGGUACAUCGGCCUGCUGGCUGUCUUUUGCUUUGUGUUAGCUGUCCUGGCUCGGAAACUACCUGAUAAUUUUAAUGAAGCCAAGCUGAUCACCUUCAGCAUGCUGAUAUUCUGUGCAGUGUGGAUCACCUUUAUCCCUGCAUACGUCAGCUCUCCAGGGAAAUUCACUGUGGCUGUGGAGAUAUUUGCCAUUCUGGCCUCCAGUUUUGGACUAAUAUUGUGUAUAUUUGCUCCAAAGUGUUUCAUCAUAUUGUUUAAGCCAGAGAAGAACACCAAGAAGCAUUUAAUGAGCAAAGAUCAAUCCUGAGAUAUAUGUCGUUUAGAAAAAGAAAAAGGAGAAAUUUGCCUGCAUUGAAAUGGAUUUCCCAACUGUUUUGAUGGUAAAUGUAGAUGACGGAACCAAUAAACAACUCAGUGUGUGCUACAUUUACAGAAAAUCUGAGUUACCAUGCUACAGAAUGUGUUGCUCUUAUUAUUGCUGUCUCUGUGAGCAGGAGAACUCAGCCUUUUCAAUAAAUUGGACACUGAGUAUUGCUUGACUGACCUACAUUUACCAUCAACACUAAUUGGACAACAUAAAUGAACAAAUUUUCCCAUAGCAUACAGUAUAAUGCUUAUGAUGUGCAAAUUCAACUCAGUCUUCACCCUUAAAUAUUGACAUGAAUUUUAAUGCCAUUUUGUGAAUGUUCUUUGAACAUGUUAUGAACUUAUUUAACAAAUAUUAUUUUUUGAUGAGCUAAAUGAGAAAAUAAACAAGGUCAAAAUAGAGAAAAAAGGCUUGGUUCUGUG
Centropristis striata (black sea bass) is the source of this 1421-nucleotide messenger RNA. Its product is annotated as extracellular calcium-sensing receptor-like. Gene Ontology annotation, cellular component: membrane. The record is from RefSeq and is a predicted model, not a curated record. Lineage: Eukaryota; Metazoa; Chordata; Actinopteri; Perciformes; Serranidae. The transcript has a single exon. Gene Ontology annotation, molecular function: G protein-coupled receptor activity. Gene Ontology annotation, biological process: G protein-coupled receptor signaling pathway. Bases 1 to 939 code for a protein of 312 amino acids.